AUGGGGUGCCGGAGGGGCAUAUGUCAGCAGGAGGUGCAUGGGGUGCCGGAGGGGCAUAUGUCAGCAGGAGGUGCAUGGGGUGCCGGAGGGGCAUAUGUCAGCAGGAGGUGCAUGGGGUGCCGGAGGGGCAUAUGUCAGCAGGAGGUGCAUGGGGUGCCGGAGGGGCAUAUGUCAGCAGGAGGUGCAUGGGGUGCCGGAGGGGCAUAUCAGGAGGUGCAUGGGGUGCCGGAGGGGCAUAUGUCAGCAGGAGGUGCAUGGGGUGCCGGAGGGGCAUAUGUCAGCAGGAGGUGCAUGGGGUGCCGGAGGGGCAUAUGUCAGCAGGAGGUGCAUGGGGUGCCGGAGGGGCAUAUGUCAGCAGGAGGUGCAUGGGGUGCCGGAGGGGCAUAUGUCAGCAGGAGGUGCAUGGGGUGCCGGAGGGGCAUAUGUCAGCAGGAGGUGCAUGGGGUGCCGGAGGGGCAUAUGUCAGCAGGAGGUGCAUGGGGUGCCGGAGGGGCAUAUGUCAGCAGGAGGUGCAUGGGGUGCCGGAGGGGCAUAUGUCAGCAGGAGGUGCAUGGGGUGCCGGAGGGGCAUAUGUCAGCAGGAGGUGCAUGGGGUGCCGGAGGGGCAUAUGUCAGCAGGAGGUGCAUGGGGUGCCGGAGGGGCAUAUGUCAGCAGGAGGUGCAUGGGGUGCCGGAGGGGCAUAUGUCAGCAGGAGGUGCAUGGGGUGCCGGAGGGGCAUAUGUCAGCAGGAGGUGCAUGGGGUGCCGGAGGGGCAUAUGUCAGCAGGAGGUGCAUGGGGUGCCGGAGGGGCAUAUGUCAGCAGGAGGUGCAUGGGGUGCCGGAGGGGCAUAUGUCAGCAGGAGGUGCAUGGGGUGCCGGAGGGGCAUAUGUCAGCAGGAGGUGCAUGGGGUGCCGGAGGGGCAUAUGUCAGCAGGAGGUGCAUGGGGUGCCGGAGGGGCAUAUGUCAGCAGGAGGUGCAUGGGGUGCCGGAGGGGCAUAUGUCAGCAGGAGGUGCAUGGGGUGCCGGAGGGGCAUAUGUCAGCAGGAGGUGCAUGGGGUGCCGGAGGGGCAUAUGUCAGCAGGAGGUGCAUGGGGUGCCGGAGGGGCAUAUGUCAGCAGGAGGUGCAUGGGGUGCCGGAGGGGCAUAUGUCAGCAGGAGGUGCAUGGGGUGCCGGAGGGGCAUAUGUCAGCAGGAGGUGCAUGGGGUGCCGGAGGGGCAUAUGUCAGCAGGAGGUGCAUGGGGUGCCGGAGGGGCAUAUGUCAGCAGGAGGUGCAUGGGGUGCCGGAGGGGCAUAUGUCAGCAGGAGGUGCAUGGGGUGCCGGAGGGGCAUAUGUCAGCAGGAGGUGCAUGGGGUGCCGGAGGGGCAUAUGUCAGCAGGAGGUGCAUGGGGUGCCGGAGGGGCAUAUGUCAGCAGGAGGUGCAUGGGGUGCCGGAGGGGCAUAUGUCAGCAGGAGGUGCAUGGGGUGCCGGAGGGGCAUAUGUCAGCAGGAGGUGCAUGGGGUGCCGGAGGGGCAUAUGUCAGCAGGAGGUGCAUGGGGUGCCGGAGGGGCAUAUGUCAGCAGGAGGUGCAUGGGGUGCCGGAGGGGCAUAUGUCAGCAGGAGGUGCAUGGGGUGCCGGAGGGGCAUAUGUCAGCAGGAGGUGCAUGGGGUGCCGGAGGGGCAUAUGUCAGCAGGAGGUGCAUGGGGUGCCGGAGGGGCAUAUGUCAGCAGGAGGUGCAUGGGGUGCCGGAGGGGCAUAUGUCAGCAGGAGGUGCAUGGGGUGCCGGAGGGGCAUAUGUCAGCAGGAGGUGCAUGGGGUGCCGGAGGGGCAUAUGUCAGCAGGAGGUGCAUGGGGUGCCGGAGGGGCAUAUGUCAGCAGGAGGUGCAUGGGGUGCCGGAGGGGCAUAUGUCAGCAGGAGGUGCAUGGGGUGCCGGAGGGGCAUAUGUCAGCAGGAGGUGCAUGGGGUGCCGGAGGGGCAUAUGUCAGCAGGAGGUGCAUGGGGUGCCGGAGGGGCAUAUGUCAGCAGGAGGUGCAUGGGGUGCCGGAGGGGCAUAUGUCAGCAGGAGGUGCAUGGGGUGCCGGAGGGGCAUAUGUCAGCAGGAGGUGCAUGGGGUGCCGGAGGGGCAUAUGUCAGCAGGAGGUGCAUGGGGUGCCGGAGGGGCAUAUGUCAGCAGGAGGUGCAUGGGGUGCCGGAGGGGCAUAUGUCAGCAGGAGGUGCAUGGGGUGCCGGAGGGGCAUAUGUCAGCAGGAGGUGCAUGGGGUGCCGGAGGGGCAUAUGUCAGCAGGAGGUGCAUGGGGUGCCGGAGGGGCAUAUGUCAGCAGGAGGUGCAUGGGGUGCCGGAGGGGCAUAUGUCAGCAGGAGGUGCAUGGGGUGCCGGAGGGGCAUAUGUCAGCAGGAGGUGCAUGGGGUGCCGGAGGGGCAUAUGUCAGCAGGAGGUGCAUGGGGUGCCGGAGGGGCAUAUGUCAGCAGGAGGUGCAUGGGGUGCCGGAGGGGCAUAUGUCAGCAGGAGGUGCAUGGGGUGCCGGAGGGGCAUAUGUCAGCAGGAGGUGCAUGGGGUGCCGGAGGGGCAUAUGUCAGCAGGAGGUGCAUGGGGUGCCGGAGGGGCAUAUGUCAGCAGGAGGUGCAUGGGGUGCCGGAGGGGCAUAUGUCAGCAGGAGGUGCAUGGGGUGCCGGAGGGGCAUAUGUCAGCAGGAGGUGCAUGGGGUGCCGGAGGGGCAUAUGUCAGCAGGAGGUGCAUGGGGUGCCGGAGGGGCAUAUGUCAGCAGGAGGUGCAUGGGGUGCCGGAGGGGCAUAUGUCAGCAGGAGGUGCAUGGGGUGCCGGAGGGGCAUAUGUCAGCAGGAGGUGCAUGGGGUGCCGGAGGGGCAUAUGUCAGCAGGAGGUGCAUGGGGUGCCGGAGGGGCAUAUGUCAGCAGGAGGUGCAUGGGGUGCCGGAGGGGCAUAUGUCAGCAGGAGGUGCAUGGGGUGCCGGAGGGGCAUAUGUCAGCAGGAGGUGCAUGGGGUGCCGGAGGGGCAUAUGUCAGCAGGAGGUGCAUGGGGUGCCGGAGGGGCAUAUGUCAGCAGGAGGUGCAUGGGGUGCCGGAGGGGCAUAUGUCAGCAGGAGGUGCAUGGGGUGCCGGAGGGGCAUAUGUCAGCAGGAGGUGCAUGGGGUGCCGGAGGGGCAUAUGUCAGCAGGAGGUGCAUGGGGUGCCGGAGGGGCAUAUGUCAGCAGGAGGUGCAUGGGGUGCCGGAGGGGCAUAUGUCAGCAGGAGGUGCAUGGGGUGCCGGAGGGGCAUAUGUCAGCAGGAGGUGCAUGGGGUGCCGGAGGGGCAUAUGUCAGCAGGAGGUGCAUGGGGUGCCGGAGGGGCAUAUGUCAGCAGGAGGUGCAUGGGGUGCCGGAGGGGCAUAUGUCAGCAGGAGGUGCAUGGGGUGCCGGAGGGGCAUAUGUCAGCAGGAGGUGCAUGGGGUGCCGGAGGGGCAUAUGUCAGCAGGAGGUGCAUGGGGUGCCGGAGGGGCAUAUGUCAGCAGGAGGUGCAUGGGGUGCCGGAGGGGCAUAUGUCAGCAGGAGGUGCAUGGGGUGCCGGAGGGGCAUAUGUCAGCAGGAGGUGCAUGGGGUGCCGGAGGGGCAUAUGUCAGCAGGAGGUGCAUGGGGUGCCGGAGGGGCAUAUGUCAGCAGGAGGUGCAUGGGGUGCCGGAGGGGCAUAUGUCAGCAGGAGGUGCAUGGGGUGCCGGAGGGGCAUAUGUCAGCAGGAGGUGCAUGGGGUGCCGGAGGGGCAUAUGUCAGCAGGAGGUGCAUGGGGUGCCGGAGGGGCAUAUGUCAGCAGGAGGUGCAUGGGGUGCCGGAGGGGCAUAUGUCAGCAGGAGGUGCAUGGGGUGCCGGAGGGGCAUAUGUCAGCAGGAGGUGCAUGGGGUGCCGGAGGGGCAUAUGUCAGCAGGAGGUGCAUGGGGUGCCGGAGGGGCAUAUGUCAGCAGGAGGUGCAUGGGGUGCCGGAGGGGCAUAUGUCAGCAGGAGGUGCAUGGGGUGCCGGAGGGGCAUAUGUCAGCAGGAGGUGCAUGGGGUGCCGGAGGGGCAUAUGUCAGCAGGAGGUGCAUGGGGUGCCGGAGGGGCAUAUGUCAGCAGGAGGUGCAUGGGGUGCCGGAGGGGCAUAUGUCAGCAGGAGGUGCAUGGGGUGCCGGAGGGGCAUAUGUCAGCAGGAGGUGCAUGGGGUGCCGGAGGGGCAUAUGUCAGCAGGAGGUGCAUGGGGUGCCGGAGGGGCAUAUGUCAGCAGGAGGUGCAUGGGGUGCCGGAGGGGCAUAUGUCAGCAGGAGGUGCAUGGGGUGCCGGAGGGGCAUAUGUCAGCAGGAGGUGCAUGGGGUGCCGGAGGGGCAUAUGUCAGCAGGAGGUGCAUGGGGUGCCGGAGGGGCAUAUGUCAGCAGGAGGUGCAUGGGGUGCCGGAGGGGCAUAUGUCAGCAGGAGGUGCAUGGGGUGCCGGAGGGGCAUAUGUCAGCAGGAGGUGCAUGGGGUGCCGGAGGGGCAUAUGUCAGCAGGAGGUGCAUGGGGUGCCGGAGGGGCAUAUGUCAGCAGGAGGUGCAUGGGGUGCCGGAGGGGCAUAUGUCAGCAGGAGGUGCAUGGGGUGCCGGAGGGGCAUAUGUCAGCAGGAGGUGCAUGGGGUGCCGGAGGGGCAUAUGUCAGCAGGAGGUGCAUGGGGUGCCGGAGGGGCAUAUGUCAGCAGGAGGUGCAUGGGGUGCCGGAGGGGCAUAUGUCAGCAGGAGGUGCAUGGGGUGCCGGAGGGGCAUAUGUCAGCAGGAGGUGCAUGGGGUGCCGGAGGGGCAUAUGUCAGCAGGAGGUGCAUGGGGUGCCGGAGGGGCAUAUGUCAGCAGGAGGUGCAUGGGGUGCCGGAGGGGCAUAUGUCAGCAGGAGGUGCAUGGGGUGCCGGAGGGGCAUAUGUCAGCAGGAGGUGCAUGGGGUGCCGGAGGGGCAUAUGUCAGCAGGAGGUGCAUGGGGUGCCGGAGGGGCAUAUGUCAGCAGGAGGUGCAUGGGGUGCCGGAGGGGCAUAUGUCAGCAGGAGGUGCAUGGGGUGCCGGAGGGGCAUAUGUCAGCAGGAGGUGCAUGGGGUGCCGGAGGGGCAUAUGUCAGCAGGAGGUGCAUGGGGUGCCGGAGGGGCAUAUGUCAGCAGGAGGUGCAUGGGGUGCCGGAGGGGCAUAUGUCAGCAGGAGGUGCAUGGGGUGCCGGAGGGGCAUAUGUCAGCAGGAGGUGCAUGGGGUGCCGGAGGGGCAUAUGUCAGCAGGAGGUGCAUGGGGUGCCGGAGGGGCAUAUGUCAGCAGGAGGUGCAUGGGGUGCCGGAGGGGCAUAUGUCAGCAGGAGGUGCAUGGGGUGCCGGAGGGGCAUAUGUCAGCAGGAGGUGCAUGGGGUGCCGGAGGGGCAUAUGUCAGCAGGAGGUGCAUGGGGUGCCGGAGGGGCAUAUGUCAGCAGGAGGUGCAUGGGGUGCCGGAGGGGCAUAUGUCAGCAGGAGGUGCAUGGGGUGCCGGAGGGGCAUAUGUCAGCAGGAGGUGCAUGGGGUGCCGGAGGGGCAUAUGUCAGCAGGAGGUGCAUGGGGUGCCGGAGGGGCAUAUGUCAGCAGGAGGUGCAUGGGGUGCCGGAGGGGCAUAUGUCAGCAGGAGGUGCAUGGGGUGCCGGAGGGGCAUAUGUCAGCAGGAGGUGCAUGGGGUGCCGGAGGGGCAUAUGUCAGCAGGAGGUGCAUGGGGUGCCGGAGGGGCAUAUGUCAGCAGGAGGUGCAUGGGGUGCCGGAGGGGCAUAUGUCAGCAGGAGGUGCAUGGGGUGCCGGAGGGGCAUAUGUCAGCAGGAGGUGCAUGGGGUGCCGGAGGGGCAUAUGUCAGCAGGAGGUGCAUGGGGUGCCGGAGGGGCAUAUGUCAGCAGGAGGUGCAUGGGGUGCCGGAGGGGCAUAUGUCAGCAGGAGGUGCAUGGGGUGCCGGAGGGGCAUAUGUCAGCAGGAGGUGCAUGGGGUGCCGGAGGGGCAUAUGUCAGCAGGAGGUGCAUGGGGUGCCGGAGGGGCAUAUGUCAGCAGGAGGUGCAUGGGGUGCCGGAGGGGCAUAUGUCAGCAGGAGGUGCAUGGGGUGCCGGAGGGGCAUAUGUCAGCAGGAGGUGCAUGGGGUGCCGGAGGGGCAUAUGUCAGCAGGAGGUGCAUGGGGUGCCGGAGGGGCAUAUGUCAGCAGGAGGUGCAUGGGGUGCCGGAGGGGCAUAUGUCAGCAGGAGGUGCAUGGGGUGCCGGAGGGGCAUAUGUCAGCAGGAGGUGCAUGGGGUGCCGGAGGGGCAUAUGUCAGCAGGAGGUGCAUGGGGUGCCGGAGGGGCAUAUGUCAGCAGGAGGUGCAUGGGGUGCCGGAGGGGCAUAUGUCAGCAGGAGGUGCAUGGGGUGCCGGAGGGGCAUAUGUCAGCAGGAGGUGCAUGGGGUGCCGGAGGGGCAUAUGUCAGCAGGAGGUGCAUGGGGUGCCGGAGGGGCAUAUGUCAGCAGGAGGUGCAUGGGGUGCCGGAGGGGCAUAUGUCAGCAGGAGGUGCAUGGGGUGCCGGAGGGGCAUAUGUCAGCAGGAGGUGCAUGGGGUGCCGGAGGGGCAUAUGUCAGCAGGAGGUGCAUGGGGUGCCGGAGGGGCAUAUGUCAGCAGGAGGUGCAUGGGGUGCCGGAGGGGCAUAUGUCAGCAGGAGGUGCAUGGGGUGCCGGAGGGGCAUAUGUCAGCAGGAGGUGCAUGGGGUGCCGGAGGGGCAUAUGUCAGCAGGAGGUGCAUGGGGUGCCGGAGGGGCAUAUGUCAGCAGGAGGUGCAUGGGGUGCCGGAGGGGCAUAUGUCAGCAGGAGGUGCAUGGGGUGCCGGAGGGGCAUAUGUCAGCAGGAGGUGCAUGGGGUGCCGGAGGGGCAUAUGUCAGCAGGAGGUGCAUGGGGUGCCGGAGGGGCAUAUGUCAGCAGGAGGUGCAUGGGGUGCCGGAGGGGCAUAUGUCAGCAGGAGGUGCAUGGGGUGCCGGAGGGGCAUAUGUCAGCAGGAGGUGCAUGGGGUGCCGGAGGGGCAUAUGUCAGCAGGAGGUGCAUGGGGUGCCGGAGGGGCAUAUGUCAGCAGGAGGUGCAUGGGGUGCCGGAGGGGCAUAUGUCAGCAGGAGGUGCAUGGGGUGCCGGAGGGGCAUAUGUCAGCAGGAGGUGCAUGGGGUGCCGGAGGGGCAUAUGUCAGCAGGAGGUGCAUGGGGUGCCGGAGGGGCAUAUGUCAGCAGGAGGUGCAUGGGGUGCCGGAGGGGCAUAUGUCAGCAGGAGGUGCAUGGGGUGCCGGAGGGGCAUAUGUCAGCAGGAGGUGCAUGGGGUGCCGGAGGGGCAUAUGUCAGCAGGAGGUGCAUGGGGUGCCGGAGGGGCAUAUGUCAGCAGGAGGUGCAUGGGGUGCCGGAGGGGCAUAUGUCAGCAGGAGGUGCAUGGGGUGCCGGAGGGGCAUAUGUCAGCAGGAGGUGCAUGGGGUGCCGGAGGGGCAUAUGUCAGCAGGAGGUGCAUGGGGUGCCGGAGGGGCAUAUGUCAGCAGGAGGUGCAUGGGGUGCCGGAGGGGCAUAUGUCAGCAGGAGGUGCAUGGGGUGCCGGAGGGGCAUAUGUCAGCAGGAGGUGCAUGGGGUGCCGGAGGGGCAUAUGUCAGCAGGAGGUGCAUGGGGUGCCGGAGGGGCAUAUGUCAGCAGGAGGUGCAUGGGGUGCCGGAGGGGCAUAUGUCAGCAGGAGGUGCAUGGGGUGCCGGAGGGGCAUAUGUCAGCAGGAGGUGCAUGGGGUGCCGGAGGGGCAUAUGUCAGCAGGAGGUGCAUGGGGUGCCGGAGGGGCAUAUGUCAGCAGGAGGUGCAUGGGGUGCCGGAGGGGCAUAUGUCAGCAGGAGGUGCAUGGGGUGCCGGAGGGGCAUAUGUCAGCAGGAGGUGCAUGGGGUGCCGGAGGGGCAUAUGUCAGCAGGAGGUGCAUGGGGUGCCGGAGGGGCAUAUGUCAGCAGGAGGUGCAUGGGGUGCCGGAGGGGCAUAUGUCAGCAGGAGGUGCAUGGGGUGCCGGAGGGGCAUAUGUCAGCAGGAGGUGCAUGGGGUGCCGGAGGGGCAUAUGUCAGCAGGAGGUGCAUGGGGUGCCGGAGGGGCAUAUGUCAGCAGGAGGUGCAUGGGGUGCCGGAGGGGCAUAUGUCAGCAGGAGGUGCAUGGGGUGCCGGAGGGGCAUAUGUCAGCAGGAGGUGCAUGGGGUGCCGGAGGGGCAUAUGUCAGCAGGAGGUGCAUGGGGUGCCGGAGGGGCAUAUGUCAGCAGGAGGUGCAUGGGGUGCCGGAGGGGCAUAUGUCAGCAGGAGGUGCAUGGGGUGCCGGAGGGGCAUAUGUCAGCAGGAGGUGCAUGGGGUGCCGGAGGGGCAUAUGUCAGCAGGAGGUGCAUGGGGUGCCGGAGGGGCAUAUGUCAGCAGGAGGUGCAUGGGGUGCCGGAGGGGCAUAUGUCAGCAGGAGGUGCAUGGGGUGCCGGAGGGGCAUAUGUCAGCAGGAGGUGCAUGGGGUGCCGGAGGGGCAUAUGUCAGCAGGAGGUGCAUGGGGUGCCGGAGGGGCAUAUGUCAGCAGGAGGUGCAUGGGGUGCCGGAGGGGCAUAUGUCAGCAGGAGGUGCAUGGGGUGCCGGAGGGGCAUAUGUCAGCAGGAGGUGCAUGGGGUGCCGGAGGGGCAUAUGUCAGCAGGAGGUGCAUGGGGUGCCGGAGGGGCAUAUGUCAGCAGGAGGUGCAUGGGGUGCCGGAGGGGCAUAUGUCAGCAGGAGGUGCAUGGGGUGCCGGAGGGGCAUAUGUCAGCAGGAGGUGCAUGGGGUGCCGGAGGGGCAUAUGUCAGCAGGAGGUGCAUGGGGUGCCGGAGGGGCAUAUGUCAGCAGGAGGUGCAUGGGGUGCCGGAGGGGCAUAUGUCAGCAGGAGGUGCAUGGGGUGCCGGAGGGGCAUAUGUCAGCAGGAGGUGCAUGGGGUGCCGGAGGGGCAUAUGUCAGCAGGAGGUGCAUGGGGUGCCGGAGGGGCAUAUGUCAGCAGGAGGUGCAUGGGGUGCCGGAGGGGCAUAUGUCAGCAGGAGGUGCAUGGGGUGCCGGAGGGGCAUAUGUCAGCAGGAGGUGCAUGGGGUGCCGGAGGGGCAUAUGUCAGCAGGAGGUGCAUGGGGUGCCGGAGGGGCAUAUGUCAGCAGGAGGUGCAUGGGGUGCCGGAGGGGCAUAUGUCAGCAGGAGGUGCAUGGGGUGCCGGAGGGGCAUAUGUCAGCAGGAGGUGCAUGGGGUGCCGGAGGGGCAUAUGUCAGCAGGAGGUGCAUGGGGUGCCGGAGGGGCAUAUGUCAGCAGGAGGUGCAUGGGGUGCCGGAGGGGCAUAUGUCAGCAGGAGGUGCAUGGGGUGCCGGAGGGGCAUAUGUCAGCAGGAGGUGCAUGGGGUGCCGGAGGGGCAUAUGUCAGCAGGAGGUGCAUGGGGUGCCGGAGGGGCAUAUGUCAGCAGGAGGUGCAUGGGGUGCCGGAGGGGCAUAUGUCAGCAGGAGGUGCAUGGGGUGCCGGAGGGGCAUAUGUCAGCAGGAGGUGCAUGGGGUGCCGGAGGGGCAUAUGUCAGCAGGAGGUGCAUGGGGUGCCGGAGGGGCAUAUGUCAGCAGGAGGUGCAUGGGGUGCCGGAGGGGCAUAUGUCAGCAGGAGGUGCAUGGGGUGCCGGAGGGGCAUAUGUCAGCAGGAGGUGCAUGGGGUGCCGGAGGGGCAUAUGUCAGCAGGAGGUGCAUGGGGUGCCGGAGGGGCAUAUGUCAGCAGGAGGUGCAUGGGGUGCCGGAGGGGCAUAUGUCAGCAGGAGGUGCAUGGGGUGCCGGAGGGGCAUAUGUCAGCAGGAGGUGCAUGGGGUGCCGGAGGGGCAUAUGUCAGCAGGAGGUGCAUGGGGUGCCGGAGGGGCAUAUGUCAGCAGGAGGUGCAUGGGGUGCCGGAGGGGCAUAUGUCAGCAGGAGGUGCAUGGGGUGCCGGAGGGGCAUAUGUCAGCAGGAGGUGCAUGGGGUGCCGGAGGGGCAUAUGUCAGCAGGAGGUGCAUGGGGUGCCGGAGGGGCAUAUGUCAGCAGGAGGUGCAUGGGGUGCCGGAGGGGCAUAUGUCAGCAGGAGGUGGCGCAUGA
This is a messenger RNA of Closterium sp. Naga37s-1, 10029 nucleotides long. Lineage: Eukaryota; Viridiplantae; Streptophyta; Zygnematophyceae; Desmidiales; Closteriaceae. The record is from the annotation of a GenBank genome assembly.